Messenger RNA from Trematomus bernacchii (emerald rockcod), 835 nucleotides. RefSeq names its product leucine-rich repeat-containing protein 3B-like. The annotation marks the transcript as partial. The record is from RefSeq and is a predicted model, not a curated record. Gene Ontology annotation, molecular function: protein binding. Gene Ontology annotation, cellular component: extracellular matrix. NCBI's taxonomy places the organism in Eukaryota, Metazoa, Chordata, Actinopteri, Perciformes, Nototheniidae. The transcript has 5 exons.
UUGGCCUCCAGUGGCGCGGCGGACGAGUAUUCGCCCAAAACAUCUGCCAACGAUCAGAGAGGGUGGGGGGGGGGGCUGACACUACGCUGCAGUGGGCUGAGACUCACACAGCUACCUGUGGGGUUCCCCAACAGCACUGAUCGUCUCUUCCUGGACCGUAACGUUCUUAGCUCUCUGCCAGCCAACAGCUUCUCUGAUCUGCCUCUGGACGAGCUGGACCUGUCUCACAACCAGCUGUCCUAUCUGGACCCCGGGUGUUUCGGCGGUCUGGACUCCCUGCGGUUCCUCGACCUGUCCUUCAACCUGCUGACGGCUCUGGACCCGGCGGCGCUGGGCGGGCUGCGAGCACGCACCAACCUCACACACAACACCUGGCACUGUGACUGCAGGAUGCAGCUGAUGGUGCCGGAGCUGGUUCUGGACCCGUCGUCUCUGCCCGGAGUCAUCUGUCAGACCUCAGACCUCCACAACCUCGGAGCAGUGGGCCGCCCCCUGGUUCUGCUGAUGCAGGACUGGGACCUGUGUCUGUCGGUGAGGAGGAACCCGGACCUGGUGAUGCUGCUCACGAUGAUCCUGUGGUUCUCCGCCCUGGUCUCCAUCCUGCUGAACUACAUCCGGCAGAACCAGCAUCUGGCCCGGCAGCACAUGGCGUACAUGAGGGCCCUGCAGAGCCGCUCAGCAGCGCCCCCUGCUGGGGAGGGGGAGGCCUGCGGGAACUCUGCUGUGUGAACACACACCUGCUCAGGGUCAUAUUCAAAUUCAAAGGCGUUCUCAUCAGACGCUCAGCAGCUACAGAAGAGGAGACAUGGCAAUGAAAUUCUUCUGACCUGAGCUC